Messenger RNA from Daucus carota subsp. sativus, 1350 nucleotides. Its product is annotated as nudix hydrolase 17, mitochondrial. The record is from RefSeq and is a predicted model, not a curated record. The transcript has 5 exons. Gene Ontology annotation, cellular component: cytoplasm; nucleus. NCBI's taxonomy places the organism in Eukaryota, Viridiplantae, Streptophyta, Magnoliopsida, Apiales, Apiaceae. Gene Ontology annotation, molecular function: pyrophosphatase activity. The coding region runs from base 426 to 953 and encodes 175 amino acids.
AUCGACUCGAGUCGAUGUCGAUCGUGAGCCUAACACGCAAAACACUAUCUAUUAAUUUCCAGCUAAUAUUCCAACAUAUAAUAUUAUAAUAUUAUUAUCCCCAACAUGUCAUGGACUUUAUUUUUAGCCUGUUCAAAUCUCACAAAUUUAAAGCUUCCACGCUGUGUUAGUUGUUGUCUGAAUACUAUUUUUUCUAUAAAUAUAUAUAAAAACACGCAAUUUUGUAUCCCACACGAACGCUACGCUCUUUUAACGCCCACCUUUUUUGUUUUCUUCGUGUCUAUUUAACAACACCCUCGUCAAACCAAGUCUAUAAAUAUUUAGAGACAUUUGCAACAAACCUUAAUAGCUCCAUCUCAAGGCUUGUGUGUAUCAACGUAGACAGACAGUGAUCCGGGUGAGAACAGUUUCCGUAAAACGUAAAAAUGGUGUGUAUGGUUUCUCGGACGGGAAGGCAUUUACAGAAAUACAGCAAAGGCCGGCGUCUUGUUGUUGGAUGUAUUCCGUACAGAUAUAAAAAUGGGGAUCAUGACAUUUAUGAUGAUGAUUAUGAGUUGAUAGAAGUGCUUGUGGUGAGUUCACAGAAAGGAGAAAGAAUGAUGUUCCCCAAGGGAGGUUGGGAGCUUGAUGAAUCCGUAGAAGAAGCAGCAUCUAGGGAAUCCCUUGAAGAAGCUGGGGUUCUUGGGCAUGUCCAACAUGGAUUAGGGACAUGGAGUUACAAAAGCAAAAGCCGUGAAAUUUAUCAUGAGGGUUAUAUGUUCCCUUUACUUGUCACAGAACAACUCGAUCUUUGGCCUGAGAAGAACUCGCGGCAAAGAGUUUGGAUGACCGUCGAAGAAGCUAAAAAAGUUUGCGACGCUUCUUGGAUGAAGGAAGCCCUGGAUAAAUUAGUUGACAGACUGAGUGAAUCUCGGAAGCAAGAAGAAGACGUUUCACCUUAUUUCCUCAGUUGAUUAAAAUGGAUGCUCCAAGUCUUCGCAAUUUUGUACAUAUAUAUGAGACCGAUGGGAGUACUUUUAGUAUACGUGGUGCCAGACAUACAGCCAGACAUACAAGGGAUUUUUGUCAGAAAAUGCUUCAUGCACAGAAUUGGGUACAAAAUCUUUCACAAAAUGACAUGUGUUAAGUUUUGAUUAGAAUGAGCCCACAUGAAUAGCACUACUCUUCUUUGUCAAUCCACGAGGUCUGCAUAAUAUCGGAUGAUCAUCAAAUGGCUGCAUGUAAUUGGACGAUCAGAAUCUGGUACCUGUAUAUAUCUGAAUGUAUUCCGUUAAUGGCUUUCAAGAAAUGAAAAACGUGUCGAUUGCAAUAUGUUUCUAAUUCGAUAUAUAUAAUUUUUGUUUCAAUGCA